Messenger RNA from Rhagoletis zephyria (snowberry fruit fly), 730 nucleotides. RefSeq lists its product as uncharacterized. Gene Ontology annotation, molecular function: nucleic acid binding. The record is from RefSeq and is a predicted model, not a curated record. Lineage: Eukaryota; Metazoa; Arthropoda; Insecta; Diptera; Tephritidae.
AUGACAGCCGAAGAAUACGAAUGGGCCCUGCUUGUGACUGUUAAACAGGUGCAACGUAAGGAAUAUAGAGGCGAAAUUAAUGCUCUUGUAUCCAAUUCCAGGCUCGAUAGUCGAAGUCAUCUCUUACCACUCAACCCAUACGUGGAUGCUGAGGGUAUACUUCGAGUUGGUGGACGCCUCAAAAAUGCAGAUAUUACCGACGAGCAAAAACACCCAAUGAUUAUCCCUAAGGGUGCCUUUACUAUCUUACUCAUCGCUAAUGCUCACCAUCGAUGUCUUCAUGGCGGUAUCCAGCAAAUGCUGCAAUACUUGCGGCGAAGGUUGUGGGUGAUGCAUGCGCGCUCACAGGUGAAGACAUAUGUUUGGAGUUGCACUUUGUGUCGGCGACAUCAACGAAUCCUUCAGCAACAGCAAAUGGCAGCGUUGCCGCGAGAGCGAGUACUUGUGGCGCCACCAUUUGCAAAUAGCGGCCUGGAUUAUUGUGGUCCGUUUCAUAUACGCAUAGGUGGAAAGAGAUCAACGGCAACCACAAAAACUUACGCAGCUAUAUUUCUGUGCAUGGCUUCACGAGCAGUCCAUAUAGAGCUUGCUGAAGAUUUGAGUGCCAGGUCCUUCAUAGACGUCUACGAUCGCUUCGUAAGUCGUCGCGGUAUUUGUGCCAAGCUCUUUAGCGACAACGGCACUCAGUUCGUGGGGAGCGAAAGGCAAAUGCGUAAGGAUUUCCAGGCAA